AUGAACUACCAAGGAUAUCUUCUAAUUUUGAUUUUUUGCCUGGCCAAGGCGAACACAGAUGAUUUUGUCUUCACGAAUCCUGGAUAUCCCAAGCCAUAUAAAGGAACAAUAGAUAGAUAUCGCUAUCAACACGAUGUAGACAGAGGAAAAGGAGUUGCUGUUUUAUUUUAUCAAUUCUUAGCGAAUGCUGGCGAUUGCGUGACCGCGUGCGAUGCUAAUGCCAACUGUCAGAGCCUCUGUGGAGAUGCCAUGGAUCACCCAAAACUGAAGAAGAUGUUAAUUGUGAACUCUUCAGCAAUUAUUACAAUGCAGUCAACAGGCUCUUCCGAUGGAAACUAUCAUUCAGGGAUUUACGCAAAAUCUGUCUCUUUCGACCUCAAAAAGCGAACAUACUUUGACUGUAACUCUACGGUCGAUCUCAGCGAUGAAGAGCCGUUCUUCCUCGUCUCACAGAACUAUCCGGACACCCCAACUGACUUUUCAUUUUGCGAGAUCACUUUUAUUGCAAAAGACAUGAUUCGAGCAGCUAUAUACGAUCUUGUGACAUUGAAUAGUGUGGUGUUCAAAGGAUUGGAUGCUUCAGGAAAGCCUACUGAAGUACAGCUAUCUGGUCGACAUGUAACAGACGAUGAACCUGUAGCUCUGUCUUUCUCCAAAACUUUACAAGUGUCCUUUGCCUUCAGCAAUCAUACCACCUUUUACCCGAGAGGAUUUUACAUUUUUGUGGACAGCUUCACGCGGGGAUCGCCUUCAUCAGCAGCCUGCGUUAACGCUGGCAGUGUCACACUGAAAAAUGGAGAAAGUGUGUCAUUUGGAACGGCAAAGUUUGGUGUGACCGCUUACCAGCCAAAUAUGCAAUGCUCAUUUCAGUUUAUAAAGGCAACACCUGGGAACUUGCUUGCCAUAAGCAUGGAAUUCGAAACGGAGAAGUGUUGCGAUAUUAUGUACGUUACAGGAAUAGCUCCUCCACCUUACAAUCUUUACAACUAUCAAGGCUAUAUGCAACGCACAUUUCAAUUUGCAAGUGAAAGUGUUGUCUCCAUGAAUUUCACAUCAGAUGGCGUUGUUCAAGGUCCCGGAUUUAAUGGCACUGUUUACAGCAUUGACUGCACUUGCGAUUCUGGCAUUCUCCGGUUGAAUGAAACCAGAAGGACACUUCAAGUGGCUUCUCCAGGCUUUCUAGCUGGUGCUCCUACUUACUGCCCAAAUCUUACCUGUUCGUGGAUAGUGCAGUUUCCAAUAGACAAUGAGGUCGUUCUUAAUGUCUCUAUGGUCCAGCUUCGUGCAAUUUCUCAGUUUGACCAACUGUUGAUAGAGGACAAUUUCGGAAGGACUAUAAUCGCAACAAAUUCCACGAUAUAUUACGGUCAGCGAACAUUCAUAUUCACAUCUGGAGAAUUGCGCAUCAGCUUCGUUUCUUCAACUACUACAUUCUUCCCUCCGCAGAAUGCUCAACCAGGGUUUCUGCUCGAUUUGGUGCUAGUCAAAAAGGAAAUAAGAAAGACUGUUAUCAAGUUUACUGACGAUUAUUUUAUGGCAGAUAUCUCAACUAGACACUUUGCGGAAGGACUGAACGCGACAUAUGAAUAUUCAAUAACUGCAAGGCCAGGAAGACAGGUUAACCUGCAUUUUUUCACGGUACUGGAUGGAGUUGCAAAUGUGCAGAUUUAUGAUGGUCCCGACACAAAUUCAAAAUUAAUAGACACCAGCUUCUUGUUUGAUAAUGACACAGUCCUGGAUGGUAUUCCUUUGGAAUUAAGCUCAACUAGUGAAACCUUGUUACUACAAGUGAGACCGAAUCUGUACACCACUAAGGGUUAUCUAGACUUUCAAGCGAUGGUUACGGACUGGAGUCAAGAUACUAAUUGUCCUCCACUCGUUUUGGCUGCAUCAACGUCCUCAAAUCCAACUUCGGUCAAACUUACUGGAUCAAGGUGCCUCAGUGUUUUUCAUGCAAAUACCGAUUAUGAUCCGUCGGCCGGUACCAUAGUACAGAUACAAGAUUCGUCAUCGAUAUCUUUAUACAAAGGUUUAACAACAAAUUCUUCUCAUCUACUGAAUAGUCCAAACGUCUAUGAAUAUCCAUCAUUCAUCUACGAUGCAUAUGUAGCGAUAUCCUACAACUCCUCGCGUGGAAAUUCUGUAACGUACUCAUGGACCAAACGAGGAUUCGUGACGACACUUACCAUGUCUCCAAAUCAAUCUGGACUAAUCAUGUCGCAAGACUACUUGCCAAUGUAUCCUUCAAGUGCAAUGCAGCAGCAAUUCUCCAUAGAGCUGGUGAGUGAUAGCGCGCAUAUGAAUGGAAUCAAGAUUGAAUUUCUCAAGCCAACUGGACAAGGACACGGCACUAUGCAAAUGCAGCAGUAUAACAAGUUAUUGGAUGAAAUCCCAUAUCCGAAAGACGACGGGAAAACCACUUUUGAACAAUGUGGAACUAAAAUGAUUAUCAGCUAUAUUUCCCCUGGAGGGACGUCCAAUGGCUUAUAUGCGCGAUAUAGUCGAGGGUCGAAAAACUGCAAUAGCGGAAAUAUUUCUAGUUACAAUGUAACAUUCGGCAUAAUGUUGGUUUUAUGGUUAUUUGCAGUGCGUCAGGAUGAAGCACAAAACAAAUGA
Cylicocyclus nassatus is the source of this 2616-nucleotide messenger RNA. The record is from the annotation of a GenBank genome assembly. Lineage: Eukaryota; Metazoa; Nematoda; Chromadorea; Rhabditida; Strongylidae.